GCCGUAAGGACUCAAACCAUGGAUACUGAGCUGGAAAACAACAAUGUCGAGCUUGGAGAACCACAAGAGAGAGAGCGUCAAAGGAAACCAAGGAGUUAGUUACUUGCAGCUCAAGACUCAAGCUGCUUCUUUCUUACCGGUUUUGCAAGGAACUAGAGAUGCGACCUUGUUCACCAUCAACAAAUCGUCCCAGGGAGGAGUGGAGCUUAUACAGGCGAUUUCCUUCUUCUAGUCUUUUGUAGUUUUUUUUAGAAAGUCCCAGCGUUUGUAGUUUUGAGUCUUGAAGUGUCUACUGUUUUUAUGCUUUCCUUAUUUGUAAUUUUCCGCCUAAGAAGCCCUAAGCUGCAAAGCUAUUUAUAAAGCUCCUUCUCAGCUUGGAACAGACACCUUUUGAUGAAAUAAAGACCUAGCAUUUUC
Arabidopsis arenosa is the source of this 417-nucleotide messenger RNA. The record is from the annotation of a GenBank genome assembly. Lineage: Eukaryota; Viridiplantae; Streptophyta; Magnoliopsida; Brassicales; Brassicaceae.